AUGAGGAGUUUGAUUUGGUGGAGUUUGCUGUUUUGCGUCACCGUGACGUCAGUCUUUGCUAAGAAGUGUCCGACUGGUUGCAGCUGUAGAGGGCCUCCUUCAGAAAGACAUACAGCUAUUUGUUUCAAAGACAAGGGGCCCAGCAAGGACUUCCCUCCGUCAAUUAAAACAUUAGAGCUACGUCAUGUUUCUGCGGGUUCUAUGCGAAGCUACAUCAAACACGCACCCGAUGUCACUGAUCUCAUACUUCACGAUUCUGGUUCAGGGGAUGUGAAAUACCUUCCUCCAGAUUUCUUCCAUGGAAUGAAACACAUCAAAGCAAUAACCUUCCAGAAGCUGAAGCACAACGUCGCCCCACAUGGUCUAGCUAUCGCAAUGGAGGGCCUUGGUCAACUACGAUUUCUAGAUCUAACUAAGAAUCGUUUGGAGUGCAGCUGUGAGCUUCUUGAUUGGAUAAACAGUCAUCACGUGAUGCUUCUAGGAGUGCCAAAUCUAGCGCCCUCUACACAUUGUAAAGAGGCCGGGUUUGACGAAGAUACUUACACUUCGACGGAACUAAUUGAACUAUGCGGAAGUUUGAACUCGACACAUGUUCAUGAAGUGAAGCAUGAAUCGUCUGCAGAUGAAAUAAGCAAAGUGAUGGACGAGUUUUCCAGUUCCAAGGUUGGGAAAGAUGUUGAUGAAGAAGACGAAGAUGAGGAUAAAGAUGUUGAUAAUAAUCAAGACGUUGAGAACCUUGAAUCGGUAACUGGGACCAAACACACAGACAAAAAUCGAGCUCUCUUCAAUUGGUUGAAAAAAGACGUUGAGAAAUCUGAAUCAGUAACUGACUCCAAACACAAAAUAAAACCUCAAUCAAACACCGAUUCAGAGAAAGACGACGAUGAGAAACCUGAAUCAGUAACUGACUCCAAACACAAAAUAAAACCUCAAUCAAACACCGAUUCAGAGAAAGACGACGAUGAGAAACCUGAAUCAGUAACUCGCACCAAACACAAAGACAAAGCUCAAUCUCUCAUCGAUUCGGAAAAAGAAGACGAUGAGCAACCUGAAUCGGUAACUGGCUCCAAACAGAAAGUCAAAGCUCAAUCUCUCACCGAUUCAAAGAAAGAAGACGUUGAGAAACAUGAAUCAGUAAAUGGCUCCACACACAAAGACAAAGCUCAGUCUUUCACCGAUUCGGAGAAAGAAGACGAUGAGAAACCUGAAUCAGUAACUGGCUCCAAACACAAAAUAAACGCUCAAGCUCUCAUCGAUUCGGAGAAAGAAGACGACCACAAAGUCAAAGAGAAUCUUGCGAAUCUUGAAUCGGUAACUGGGACCAAACACACAGACAAAAAUCGAGCUCUCUUCAAUUGGUUGAAAAAAGACGUUGAGAAAUCUGAAUCAGUAACUGACUCCAAACACAAAAUAAAACCUCAAUCAAACACCGAUUCAGAGAAAGAAGACGACGAGAAACCUGAAUCAGUAACUGACUCCAAACACAAAAUAAAACCUCAAUCAAACACCGAUUCAGAGAAAGACGACGAUGAGAAAUCUGAAUCAGUAACUGACUCCAAACACAAAAUAAAACCUCAAUCAAACACCGAUUCAGAGAAAGACGACGAUGAGAAACCUGAAUCAGUAACUGACUCCAAACACAAAAUAAAACCUCAAUCAAACACCGAUUCAGAGAAAGAAGACGAUGAGAAACCUGAAUCAGUAACUGACUCCAAACACAAAAUAAAACCUCAAUCAAACACCGAUUCAGAGAAAGACGACGAUGAGAAACCUGAAUCAGUAACUGACUCCAAACACAAAAUAAAACCUCAAUCAAACACCGAUUCAGAGAAAGACGACGAUGAGAAAUCUGAAUCAGUAACUGACUCCAAACAUAAAGACAAAGCUCAAUCUCUUAUCGAUUCGGGGAAAGCAGACGAUGAGCAACUUGAAUCAGUAACUGGCCCCGAACACAAAAUAAAAGCUCAAUCUUUCACCGAUUCAGAGAAAGAAGACGACGAGAAACCUGAAUCGUUAACUCGCACCAAACAUAAAGACAAAGCUCAAUCUCUUAUCGAUUCGGGGAAAGCAGACGAUGAGCAACUUGAAUCAGUAACUGGCCCCAAACAUAAAUCAAAAGCUCAAUCUUUCACCGAUUCAGAGAAAGAAGACGACGAGAAACCUGAAUCGUUAACUCGCCCCAGACAUAAAGACAAAGCUCUAUCUUUUAUUGAUUCGGGGAAAGCAGACGGUGAGCAACCUGAAUCAGUAACUGGCCCCAAACACAAAAUAAAAGCUCAAUCUUUCACCGAUUCAGAGAAAGAAGACAACGAGAAACCUGAAUCGGUAACUCGCCCCAAACAUAAAGACAAAGCUCAAUCUCUUAUCGAUUCAGAGAAAGAAGACGAUGAGAAACCUGAAUCGGUAACUGGCACCCAACACAAAGACAAAGCUCAAGCUCUCAUCAAGUCGGAGGAAGAAGACGAUGAGAAACCAGAAUCGGUAACUCGCCCCAAACACAAAGACAAAGCUCAAUCUCUUAUCGAUUCGGAGAAAGAAGACGGUGAGCAACCUCAAUCAGUAACUGGCUCCAAACACAAAAUAAAUGCUCAAGCUCUCAUCGAUUCGGAGAAAGAAGACGAUAAGAAACCUGAAUCGGUAACUGGCACCCAACACAAAGACAAAGCUCAAGCUCUCAUCAAGUCGGAGGAAGAAGACGAUGAGAAACCAGAAUCGGUAACUCGCCCCAAACACAAAGACAAAGCUCAAUCUCUUAUCGAUUCGGAGAAAGAAGACGGUGAGCAACCUGAAUCAGUAACUGGCUCCAAACACAAAAUAAAUGCUCAAGCUCUCAUCAACUCGGAGGAAGAAGACGAUGAGAAACCUGAAUCGGUAACUCGCCCCAAACACAAAGACAAAGCUCAAUCUCUUAUCGAUUCGGGGAAAGCACACGAUGAGCAACCUGAAUCAGUAACUGGCUCCAAACACAAAAUAAAUGCUCAAGCUGUCAUCGAUUCGGAGAAAGAAGACGAUGAGAAACCUGAAUCGGUAACUGGCCCCAAACACAAAGACAAAGCUCAAGCGCUCAUCAAGUCGGAGAAAGAAAACGUUGCGAAUCUUAAAUCUGAGUCAGUAACUGGCUCUGAGCAGCAAGAAAAAGUUCAAUCUUUCACCGAAUCUGAGAAAGAAGACGUUGAGAAUCCUGAAUCAGUAAAUGGCUUCCAGCAGAAAGACAAAGCCCAAGCCCUCACCGAUUCUGGGACUGAAGACGUUGAGAAUCUUGAAUCAUUAAUUGGCUCACAGCACCAUGACAAAUCAAAAGCUCUCUCCAAUUCAAGGAAAACAGAUUUUAAAGACCUUAAAUCUGGUAGUGGUGCCCAACACAAAGACAACACUCAAACUCUCACCAAGUCAGGGGAAGAUAACAUUGCGAAUCCAGAAUCUGAAAUUGACUCCCAAUACCAAGCUCUCACCAAUUUGGGGAAAGAAGACGUUGAGUCGAGCCCCGAUUCAGUAACUGCCUCCCAACAGCAAUACAAAGCUAAAUCAUUCCUCAAUUCGGAGAAAGAAGACAGUCCCGAUUCAGUAACUGCCUCCCAACAGCAAUACAAAGCUAAAUCAUUCAUCAAUUCGGAGAAAGAAGACAGUCCCGAUUCAGUAACUGCCACCCAACAGAAAUACAAAGCUAAAUCAUUCAUCAAUUCGGAGAAAGAAGACAGUCCCGAUUCAGUAACUGCCUCCCAACAGCAAUACAAAGCUAAACCAUUUACCAACUCGGGGAAAGAAGACGUUGAAAGUCCCGAAACAAGAACUGUCUUUAAACACCAACCCAAAACUGAAGCUCUCACCAGUUCGGAGAAGGAAGACUUUGCGAAUCCUGAAUCAGUAACUGGCUCCAAACACCAAGAAAAAGCUCAAUCUCUCACCAAGUCUAGGAAAAAAGACUUUGAAAACCCUGAAUCUGGAAGUGGUUCCCAACAACAAGACGUAUCUAAAGCUAUUACCAAUUUCGUGAAAGAAGUGAGAGUGACAGUCACAACAGCACCCGAAUCAAGAGGAGAACUAUUUCAGGAAAUCCAUCCUCAUCUGAAAAAAGACGGACAAUUUUUGCAGUCGGAAUUUGAACGAAUAGAAGAAUAUCGCAAAAGGUUAUUGUCACUCCUUGACGAACAUCGAAUGACACCAACGUAUUCGACACCGGAAUAUUCUAGUCCGACCAAGAUUGAUACCGUGGUAUCGAAUAAUGACAUCGUUGAACCAGUCACCACACAAGAAACACUAUCACCCGAUGAUAAUGAAGUUAUCGAUUACUACGAUGCUGACAUGGAGUCGAUUCUCACGACCAUGAAAACAAUAACCACAACGCAACCUUCUGACAAGAACCCAUCCAAAGUGUCUGAGGAGACACUAGAAGUAACUUCAGAUCCAGACAAUAUGGCAACUUUCUCCUCACCACAUACCAAAAACUCUAAAGAUAAAUCUACUGAGAAAUUGAAAGCAGAGCAGAAAUCCCACAACGAUUCUAGACAUUUGUUUCUAGAGCGAUCCCCAAGCGGCGAUUUCGGUUCAUCGAUUCUUGACAGCCCGAUCGAUAUCCGAUUACAUCCGAUCGAUCCAGUAGAACUGAAGUUACUCAUCAAGUAUCUACAAAAUGUUUCUGAUGUCCAGAAAGCUGAGGACUAGUUUGGAAAACUUACACUGUAUUGAAAGACUCAGUC
Asterias rubens (European starfish) is the source of this 4697-nucleotide messenger RNA. Its product is annotated as microtubule-associated protein futsch-like. NCBI's taxonomy places the organism in Eukaryota, Metazoa, Echinodermata, Asteroidea, Forcipulatida, Asteriidae. The record is from RefSeq and is a predicted model, not a curated record. Bases 1 to 4662 code for a protein of 1553 amino acids. The transcript has 6 exons.